GAUUUAUAACUUGCAUUGCAACUCUUGGGUGAGUUUUUCUUACUGGACGCGCCUGACAAGAUGGAGCCGCCGACCUCCUCCAGGCUGAAUUCCCGAAAGAGAAGGAAAGAUGGAUCUGGCCCCAAUGGGGCGACAGAGCCUGAUGGAAUCCCUCCAAAAAUGUCCCGACGAUCAUUUGGGCUGAGGGAACCAGCUCCGUUUUCAGAUGAAGUGGAAAUCGAUUACAGCAAGCCAUACAUCAGAGUAACAUAUGAAGAGGCGAUGAGAGGGACCCCUUUGGAUCGCCCUGUCCGAGUUUAUGCUGAUGGAAUAUUUGACUUGUUUCACUCUGGACAUGCCCGGGCCUUGAUGCAAGCGAAGAACCUCUUCCCAAACACAUACCUCAUUGUGGGAGUCUGCAGUGAUGAGCUGACCCAUAACUUCAAGGGCUUCACGGUAAUGAAUGAAAACGAGCGGUACGACGCUGUGCAGCAUUGCCGCUACGUGGACGAAGUGGUGAGAAACGCACCGUGGACACUCACACCAGAGUUCCUGGCAGAGCACAGGAUCGAUUUUGUUGCACAUGAUGACAUCCCCUAUUCUUCUGCUGGCAGCGAUGACGUUUAUAAGCAUAUAAAAGAAGCAGGCAUGUUUGCACCAACUCAGAGGACGGAGGGGAUCUCGACAUCAGAUAUCAUCACCCGGAUUGUGCGGGACUAUGAUGUUUAUGCCAGAAGAAACCUGCAAAGGGGCUACACAGCUAAAGAGCUCAAUGUCAGCUUCAUAAAUGAGAAGAAAUAUCACCUCCAGGAACGUGUGGAUAAGGUGAAAAAGAGGGUGAAGGAUGUAGAGGAGAAGUCAAAGGAGUUUGUCCAGAAAGUAGAAGAAAAGAGUAUCGAUCUCAUUCAGAAGUGGGAAGAGAAGUCCCGGGAGUUCAUCGGCAAUUUCCUGGAGAUGUUUGGCCCAGAAGGCGCGUUGAAACACAUGCUGAAAGAGGGCAAGGGCCGGAUGCUGCAGGCCAUCAGCCCAAAGCAGAGUCCCAGCAGCAGCCCCACGCACGACCGUUCCCCAUCUCCCUCGUUCCGCUGGCCUUUCUCAACCAAGACUCCUCCUUCCUCACCGGCCAACCGUGCCAGGAACGAGUCCGCGGUCACCUACGACAUCAGUGAGGAUGAAGAGGAUUAAGCUGCCAGCCGGGGUUUGCUGCGAGUCGCUGACCGGCCAAGUCGCAAGUCCAGACCCCCCGGGGAACUCUGAAUGAGCAAGAGAGCCAUAGGAACAGGGCUGACGUUGGGCACGGGGUCCUGAAGGCACCCGGCGCAAUUAGCAAGGGCUGCUGCCUGGAAGCACAUUCAAAUAUCUUCUCCUCUUCCCUUCUCCCUCAUUCCCUUUUUAUUGUUUACGUUCUAAUGGUUUCCAGGGGAAAGACGGUUUUUAUAUUUUAAGAAAAUACUCUUUUUAAACACAAAGAAUAGCACUCAAGUGUGGCUCUUAUUUUGUUUUCUUUUCCCCUGUUAAACCUUCAGGUGAGAGGGAGAGCGGGAUGCUAUGCCCAGACCCCUCUGUCCCUCCUUUCCUUCAGCUCCUUUGUCCUAUUGCCUCAUAUGCCCAGGCAGUGUCUGUGCUGCUGCCAAAC
Molecule: messenger RNA, 1615 nt
Organism: Tinamus guttatus (white-throated tinamou)
Lineage: Eukaryota; Metazoa; Chordata; Aves; Tinamiformes; Tinamidae
Gene: PCYT1A
Product: phosphate cytidylyltransferase 1A, choline
Biological process (GO): CDP-choline pathway
Cellular component (GO): endoplasmic reticulum
Molecular function (GO): choline-phosphate cytidylyltransferase activity; phosphatidylcholine binding
Source: RefSeq, a predicted model, not a curated record